AUGAUAGUCGCUAGCGACAAGAGUGCGCCGUCCACAAUAAAUUGGCUGGAAGAAACUUGUGCAUCUAAAAGCAUUUACUACUCUUUUGAACACGCGGGUUCUGUUGAUAUAUCAUCGGUAGAAGAGCGCUUCACUUACGCGCAGGCUCACAUCUCAGGGGAUUUCGCAUCGUUUAAUUUUUUCCCGCCGAACUGGUAA
Phytophthora nicotianae INRA-310 is the source of this 198-nucleotide messenger RNA. RefSeq lists its product as hypothetical. The record is from RefSeq and is a predicted model, not a curated record. Bases 1 to 198 code for a protein of 65 amino acids. The transcript has 4 exons. NCBI's taxonomy places the organism in Eukaryota, Oomycota, Peronosporomycetes, Peronosporales, Peronosporaceae.